AUGAAUAAUGGUUCGAGAAGGGCCCUAACCGGCUCUAUUCACAAAAUCAGAGAGUUCGAAUUGGAAAAAGUGAGCCUAGUAGAAGAAUUUGACAUUCUACAAAUAGUUGGAGAAGGAUGGUUCGGAAAAAUUUUGCUUGUGGAACACAGAGCAUCAGAUACAGAGAUUGUCCUAAAAGCCUUACCGAAACCCUACGUGUCCAUUAGAGAUUUCUACAGAGAGUUUCACUAUAGUUUACAUUUAAGUGCGCAUAGAAAUAUUGUUACUACAUUCGACGUUGCCUUCGAGACGGCAGGAUUCUAUGUAUUUUGCCAAGAAUAUGCACCUUUAGGUGACCUUACAUCAAAUAUGCUUGACACUGGAAUUGGUGAAAUUCAUACAAAAAGGGUAGCAAAGCAAUUGUCUGCUGCAUUAGAGCAUCUUCAUCAAAGAGACUUAGUACACCGAGAUGUAAAACUUGAUAACAUUCUUAUAUUCAAAUCAGAUUUUUCAAGAAUAAAACUUUGUGACUUUGGCGAAACGAGAAAAGUUCUAUCAGUUGUGAGAAGACGAAACGAAUGGUUACCCUAUUCACCUCCUGAAGUACUUAGAUUGUCCAUGGACAGUAGUUACAAAGCUUUAAUAACCCAUGAUAUUUGGCAAUUUGGCAUCGUUAUUUUCAUUUGCCUCACUGGAUGUUUGCCUUGGCAAAAAGCUGCUUUUGAUGACCCUCGAUACACCAGUUAUUACAAUUGGUACAGCAGUGCCAAUCCAUUGAAGCGACCGCCAAAAUUAUGGAAAAUGGUUUCAUCGAGGGCACAAAAAAUGUUCAAAAAGUUGGUAGAACCAAGAGAAGAGAAAAGGGCCAACAAUUUCUUGGAACUUCCUCGGUACUUAGAUGACCGAUGGCUAGGUAAAGGCUACACUGAUAGAGUUGCUGGCGAGGAUAUUGACGAACUCUGCCCAUCAAUGUACAGUUUUCACAGUGACCCUAAUGAGAAAAACAUUUUACUGAAACAUUUUAGAGAUAAUGGAAUCGAAACAACUGUUGACCGCCAAGCAAAGAAACAAAGGAUCCGCGAAUGGAUACAAAAUAGUGUUAUUGAGGAAGUUGACGAAGAGGAGGAGCACCUCGAAGCAGCGUUUGAACAUAGUGAUGAAGAAUUAGAACAUAGACCAAGAAAUCAUCCAAUUGAUGAAAGUCAUAGAGUUACUUUACGCUAUGAUACAGAGAAACAUAUUAACCCCAGAACUGGCGAAGUUAUUGACGGAGUCAAGCAUGCGCCGGAAAGAAAUCCUUUAUCUUAUGAUGUCCAGAAUAUAGAAGCAGUUGCACCUGCAAACGUAGUUAGAAGAUAUGGAAUGAAAGAAGAAGGCUCAUCGCAUAGUUCGACUAAGGACAGUGCUUACGGAUCUAUGGAAGUGAAAGUAAAUAAACCAGUAAAAUCAUCACAUAAAACCGAAAAUAAGCAAGUCCCAUCAAUAGAUAGUGUUCAAAAUAAUUCACCGAGUAGAUCUUUAAGCGCCACAUCAAUAAACCAAAAUAGGUCACCAUUGACGUCACACGCUCAGAGAUUUCAAAGAAGCGAAGAGGUGUAUUCAAAAGAAUUGGAAAGUUUGAAAGGAAGCACAUCUACACUUCAUUCUUUAGCUAAUUCGUCUAGGUCUAAUAGUCUUCAAGUCACUCGAAAUGAUUCAUUUGAUGCUCCAUCUGUAACAAGUACACAAACACCACCAAAAACAGAAAGUGUGAGUACGCAGAGACCUCACAACCCGGUCGUUACACAAAAUGGUUUUAGUCCGGGCACUAAAAAUGCUCAGCCACCUAACAGGGCCUACGUUUCCAUGAAAAGUACAGUUUAUGAUAGCAAAAGUACUCGUAACGAUAACAAUAUAUCGGCCGAAAACAAUUUACAAAAAAAUCAGACUCCUGAUAGUCCUUAUACUUCAAUGAUGAACAUAGUACAGGGCCAAAUGAAAAUCAAUCCUCACGCAACCGAAACGAAUAGAAACACUAUUAACGUUUCAGUAGCACAAGUGAACCGUAAAAAAUAA
Molecule: messenger RNA, 2034 nt
Organism: Spodoptera littoralis (African cotton leafworm)
Lineage: Eukaryota; Metazoa; Arthropoda; Insecta; Lepidoptera; Noctuidae
Source: the annotation of a GenBank genome assembly